Messenger RNA from Entamoeba dispar SAW760, 4794 nucleotides. RefSeq lists its product as uncharacterized. The transcript has a single exon. Gene Ontology annotation, cellular component: CCR4-NOT core complex; P-body. NCBI's taxonomy places the organism in Eukaryota, Evosea, Mastigamoebida, Endamoebidae. Gene Ontology annotation, biological process: nuclear-transcribed mRNA catabolic process, deadenylation-dependent decay. Bases 1 to 4794 code for a protein of 1597 amino acids. The record is from RefSeq and is a predicted model, not a curated record. Gene Ontology annotation, molecular function: molecular adaptor activity.
AUGGACAGUUGUUUAGUUCAAAUCAAACAAAUUGUUUGUUCAACACCAAAAAAGAAUGGGAAACAAAAUCAGUCAGAGAUUAAUGACAUUCUUACAAUGACUGGGAUUACUGGAAAGGUUACAUAUGUUAAAUUGUUAAUUGAAAGUGUAUUAUCUGAUGGAAUUGGAAGAGAGUCAUUUAAAUUACAAACAUUACGAGAUGAAAUUAACACUAUAACACAGUCAAGCCAAGCAGUUUUAUUUAAGAAAGAGUUAACAGCAAUGAAACUCUCAAACACCCAAGUUAAAUCAUUUCGGCUAAAUCCUUCUGGUGAAUAUUUAUUUGGUAUUCUUCCUAAUCAACCCACGUCGUUAACAUCUGCUUUGUUAUUUGAUUAUUUAUGCGAACAUCCUGAAGAACGAAUUGAUAGAACUAAUGCUUCAAAUGCUAAUAUUUUUUCAAUUUCAUGGAAAACUCCAAUUUCAUUAGACCUAUCACUUCCACUAAUUCAUACUAUUUCAAAAGAGAUUGUUGGUGAAUUAGGUACUUCUUGUGUUGGUUCAAAAGAUACAUUUUCUGCUUUAUUAUCAAACAUUUAUGGUGAAUCAAUGACAGAACAACAAGUAGGAGAAUUAAUUGUUUUGUUAAUCCAAUGUAUUGAACGUUCAACAAAUGAUUCAUCGACAGUAUCGGAAUGGGAUGCCGAAAUUAUUGGAACAGUAUUAAAACCUAAAUGUAAAAAUUGGAGUAUUAUUGCUAAAGUAAUGGACCUUCAAGGGUAUGAAUAUAAAUCAUUAAAUGCUAUUAUUUUAUUAAUUCGAAUCUUCCAACAAAUUGGUGAUUUUCCAUUUAAUUCAUUCUUUAAAGAAGAAUGGAAUAAUGGAAGAGCUCAGGGUUGUGUUGUCCAAAAACUUAUUCAUAUUGCAUCACAAUCAACUAGUGAAAGUCAAUAUUUAAUGAAAUAUAUUUGCUCUUUAUAUAAUGUUGGUGUUGAGAGAGGUAUAAGAGUUUUAUGGGAACAACAAGGAUUUGUAGAACAGAUUAUUGCUAUUGGAGAACGAGCAAGCAGUGAUUUUGAUUCAAUAUAUAGUUCUAUUGAAGUUGUAUUACCAAUAUUAUGUAAAUGUAAAGCAAGUGCAGGAAGACAACGUGCAGUAUUGGCAUUAUUAAGAAAUAAUACAAAACAAUAUGCUGUUGUUCAGUCAUUAUGGAAAAAUAAUUCUCUUAUUAUUGCUCAAGGAUUAAGAGAUAGGUAUAUGGAAGAUCCAUCUUCAAUAGAUGAUAUUAUUAAUUCUAUUGGAAUUCAAGAAUGUGCUAAAGUUCUUACUCAAAUGAGGCCAACAUCGUUUGCACUUGAUAUUGCAUGUUUGUUAGUUAAAAAAGAUGGAUUUAUUUUAGAUAAAUGGUUGAUUGAACAAAGAAAAUUAAGAGGAAGUGUUUUUGGUAAAGAAAUUAUUCAGUUCAUUAAAGAUAAACAAUUACUAGCUAAUGGAGUAUCUCCAUUUAAAUUGGAUUUAGAAAUAGUAAAACAAUUAUUAGGUACUGCUUCUUCCUGUGGUUCUAGAAAAGAAGCAAAUGAAUUAGAACAACAAUUUUACACCAAAACACCAAAGAAAGAGACAAUUCCAGGACGAGCAAAUGAAAUUUUUGGAGAUUAUUUCAAAGGGAAUUAUACAGUAGAAGCAAUUGUUAAUGUUAUUAUUAAAAUGCGUGAUAGUCAAGAAACAUCAGAUAAUGAUUUAUUUGCUUUCUUCAUUAAAACAUUAUUUGAUGAGUUUAAAAGAAUUAGCGAUUUUCUUAAAGUUGAUGUUGUUAUUCAAUUUGGGAAUUUAUACGGUGAAAUAAUUUCUAAAGGUGUAUUAAAGAAUUGUGCUUUAAUUCAUAUUUUAAGAGUUAUAUUAUGGGCAUUAAGAGAACCUAUUUCGUCUAAUUUUUUUACUUGUGGAUUAAAUGCACUUAUUAGAUUCAAAAAUCGUUUACAUGAAUGGCCAACAUACUGUUAUUUAUUAAAAGAAAUUAAAAGUAUUGAAACACAAGACCCUCAAUUAUAUAGAACUAUUUGUGAAAAUGCAAAUAGUAAAUUUGCAAUUGUAUUAACUCUUAUUCAAAAAUUAUACCCUCGUGUUUAUCCUCAAAUAAUGUUAGAUUCAAAAAGUGUUUCAGUUAUUAGGUCUUUAUGUGGAUGUUUUGAGGAUAUAUCAUCUAUGAGUAUAGAACAAAUCAAGAAAGAAUCCCAAAACUUGUUAAAUACUUUUAAAUCAACACAAACGAAUGAAAUGAUUGAAACCUCAUUAUUUAUGAUUGCUAUUACAAGAGAGUCGACACAACCAAAAUGUAUUGAUAUUAUACAAUCAUUUGGAUUCUCUUUGGAUAAUCUAAAUUCAUUUACUAUUGAAAUGAUUAAUAUUUUAUUAAAAAGAAGAGAAUAUGAUAAACAAACUGCAUCAUUAUUUGAGUCAUUAGGUUCUUUAUUAGGUCUUCUCACUAUUGGAAUGAAUAAACCAUUACGGUCCAAUAAAUUAGUUCCUAAAUCAUUAUUAACAGACCAAUUAACAAUUGAAAAUUUUGAUGUUAUGUUAGAAUUUGUUGUUCAUUUCUUAUUCUCUUCUAAUAAAUCUGAUAUAUUCACUCCAAAUAAUCCUUGGAUUGUUCCAUUACUUCAAGUUGUAUGUGAAGUUUCUUUAUCUCCUGAACUUAUGAUUCAUCACAGUUCAAUAGAAAAAUUACUUCAGUCACUUCAUAUUUCUGCUAAAGACUAUCUUGAAUGUCAUCCAUUACGUUCUUCAGCUGAAGAUUCAAUUGAUAAAUUACGUAAAUUUGCCAAAGAUAGAAACAAUGGAGAUGAAGGUAUUUUUUAUGAGUUUGUAGAAAAUAAACAAUUGAUUCCUGAAAAGACUCUUAAGCAAGUGUUAUUAUCAGAAAAGUCACUGUGUUAUGUUGAAUCUCUUAAGUCUAUUCCAAAUAUUCAAUUACCUGAAUGUUUGAUUUGUCCAUCUUUAUCUUUAGAUCAAUGGUAUAUUAUUAUUGUAUGUUUCCUGGAUUUUUCAUUACAAGAUAUAAGUAAAACAACUACUGUAAGUAUGAACGCUAUUAUAACAACUGUUAUUCAAUUAGUUCAAAAAGAUUUUGCAAUGGAGACUGAUAUUAAUAAAAUUUCAGAAGCUACUAAUCGUGUAUUUAAUAUUGCUCAAAAAUUAUCACAAUAUACUUGUAGAAGUUGCUUAGAUACUAAACUUUGGAAAUACAUUACUCCUUAUGUUAAUAUUGCUGUUAAACAAAAAGAAAUUUCUAAACCUAUUGAACAAAUGAAAGAAAUUGUAAUGAAUAGUCUUCAACCUCAAAUAGAAAAAGCUGUUUCUAUUAAAUUGGAAGAACUUAAAAAAAGUGCUAAACGACAACUUGAACAAUUUAUUCUUCAAAUAACUCCUGAACGACAAGCUGCUAUAUCUAGUAAUAAUAAUAAAUUUGUUGCUAAAGGAUUUGAAUACCUUAAUGAUGCACCUCAAUUACCUCCUAAACUUCAAAUUGCAUAUGGUGGUGUUACUAAUUAUCAAAUGGAGACAUAUGCUUUAGGAGUGACAAAUGAAACAAAACAACAUUUAGAUGAUAAAUUAGUUAAUUUUGUUCAUCAACCACUUCGCUUUGAUACAAUUGAAAAAUACGUUCAAUUAUUAACACCUGAAUGUACAGAAAAAACUAUUAGUAAACUUAUUACACAAUGCAUUAAUAAAGAAAAUAAAGAUUAUUGUAUUCGAACAAUGGAAAUUAUUGGAAUUAUUUUUAUUAAUAAUAAAAAACAACCAAAUCGUUGUUGUGAAUUACUUUCUGAAAUAUUUAAUGAAGUUUGUAGUAUCUUUGAAAAGAAUUAUAAUACUUCUUCAUUUAAUCCAGAGAUUUAUGCAACAACACUUUCUUCAUUAAUAGAAAUGCUUAUUGAAAAAUCAUUAAAUGUCAUUGAUACUAUCUUAUUAAUGGAUCAUUUUAUAACUUUCUUCCAAAAAUUACAUCCACGUCAAUUUCCAAAAUUCACUUGUCAAUGGAUUGAAUUAUUCUCUCAUAGAAGUUUAUUACUUAGUCUUUCUAAACCUUCUGAAAAGAAAAAUACAGUUCUGUCUAUGUACUUCGAUUUAUUUAUGAAAUAUUUACAAUUUGUUCAACCAAUAUUAACUUUAAAAGUUCAUAUUAGUAAACAAAUAUACUCAGCAACACUUAUAUCAAUCCUUACAUUAAGAGAAUGUUUCCCAACAUUCUUAUCAUUCUUUGCUUUACCAUUGGUAUCUGCUAUUCCUUAUACUGCAGUGUCUUUAAGACUCCCUAUAUUAACUGUUGUUUCUCACGAAGAUAACUAUUCAGAUCAUUUUGAAACUUUAAAAGGAAAGAUUCCUCUUGAAAUACAAAAAGUAUUAAAAAAGGGUGAUAUUCUUUCAAUGUUACCAUUGAUCAAAACACCUUCAGCACUCCCUAUUGUUGUUGAAUUAUUUACAAAAAAUUCAUUAAACCUUUUAGAAGGUCUUCUGAAAUUAUGUACAGAACCUCAACGAAUAGAAAUUAUCAAUGCAGUUGUUGAUUUAAUGAGACUUCAAACAGAAACAACUCAAGUGAUGAAAGAUUUUAUUUCAAAAUUAAUUUCUUUAAAUAUUGAAAACUUAAAUGAAAUUAUAUUAAGGGUUUUAAUAGAACGGUCAUUCGGUGAAUAUCAUCAAGUUGGUGCUAUGAAAGCAUUAGAGUCGUUAGUUCAAAAACACCCUCAAUUAAUCUAUUUAGCGAAACGUAAAUCAACUAUUGUAGCUCAAAGAUUAUCUGAACUUUGUUAA